AAGACAAAGACUUCCGCGCUGCCGUUACGUCUGAUGAAAGUAAACAAUCAACAAGCAGAAUGUCACUCCCCCUAAACCCCAAUUCUUCCUUUCAUUUUCUCUUCUCCUUAAUUUCAGUUUUCCCACAUUUUACUUUUCUUGUUUACCAAACACACUCCACUUUUCUCUCUCCUAUAUGUUAAGUCUAAUCUCUUGGUCAUUGUUCCACUGGAAUUUCCAACACCCAACAUUUCCCCGUGUUUCAUCUGCACUGAAGUCUCUGUUUUUACAUACUCGGGUUUUCUUCUUUGUUUCUUACUUUGAUGGUCCAUGCACUGUUAGAUACUACAGUUACACUCAUUACCAGAGGUAAAAGAUAUUGGACGGCGCUCUGAAUCCGGUGUUUUGAACUGAAAGCCUUGAAUUAUUUCCACCGGAGACUGGUGAAAUAAUGGACCAGAAAACAUGGAUUUGGAGGAAAAAAGCUUCGGAGAAAAUCAUUCUUUCAACUGACAAAGUAGACCUGUCAGUGGAAGACAAUAAAGACGAGAUACAGACACUUGUUGAGGAUCGAAGAGCAUUGGAGAAUGAGCUGAAAAUUUUGAAUAACAAGCUUUCUUCUGCACUUUCUGAAUGUAAUUCCAAAGAUGAAUUUGUGAAGAAACAUGAAAAGAUGGCAAUGGAAGCUGUUGUUGGCAAGGAAAAGGUAGAAGUGGAAGCAGUUCUUCUAAAGCAAGAACGCGAUGAAGCUUUGCAGAUGAGGGUUGCUUGCGAAGAAAGGCUAACUCGUCUCGAUGCAGCCCUCAAGGAAUGCAUGCAGCAACUACGGUUCGUUCGAGAAGAGCAGGAGCGGAGGAUCCAUGACGCUGUAACAAAGGCCUCGAAUGAGUUUGAGAAAUCACAGAAGACAUUGGAGGCACGAUUGGCGGAGUCGAGUAAAAGGGUUACAAAAUUAGUAGCUGAGCAUACUAAUCUCAGUAAGGCCCUGUUAGCAAAGGAAAAACUGAUUGAUGAUUUAUACAAGCUAAGGGCUCAAAUGGAGACAGAUUUUAAUGCACUAAUGACAAGAGUAGAGUCCACAGAGAAAGAUAAUGCUUCUCUGAAAUACGAGGUUCGAGUUCUUGAGAAGGAACUCGAGAUCAGGAAUGAAGAGAGAGAAUUCAAUCGUCAAACAUCUGAGGCAUCACACAAGCAACAUUUAGAAAGUGUGAAAAAAAUUGCUAAGAUGGAAUCGGAAUGUCAAAGGUUGCGGCUCCUAGUCCGGAAACGACUGCCAGGUCCUGCAGCCCUGGCUAAGAUGAAAAAUGAAGUUGAAAUGCUGGGAAAGGAUUCUAUUGAAAUGAGUAAGAGAAGGUUAGAUACUAGUCCCGGACAAGACUUCGUAACCGACAGUUAUUCAGACAGCCCGAGGAAGAGGAUUAAUAUCCUAAAUGAGCAAUUAUGUGCUAUGGAAGAAGAAAAUAAGGCUCUCAAAGAAGCCCUAAAUGAAAAAACGAGCGAACUUCAAUUUUCGAGAGUCAUGUAUGCACGCACAGCUUCAAAAUUAUCGGAGGUUGAGACACAGAUUGAAGAAUCAGCAAAAAGUGAGGCAAACAGUGAAGCAACCAGGAAUAUUGCAAUGCCACAUGAGGUUUCUCUGGCAUCAAUGUUUGAUGUUGGCAGCAAUCGUAAAGCCGGCACUGCAGAAUCCUGGGCUUCGGAGCAAUUCAAGAAUAGACAGACAAAAGAGUCGUUAUCUCGCAGAACUGUUGGAUCUUCAGAAAUAAAUCUGAUGGAUGACUUUGUUGAAAUGGAAAAACUAGCUUUAGUUUCUGUUGAUCAACCCUCUGUAAAUUCUCAUGUUUCUUCAAAUGAAGCUAAUAGGACCCUUGGACCCUUGCAACCUGGUUCAAGUGGAAAUUCAUUGGAGGUAAUGUGUAUGGAGAUAGUCCCUGUUACUUACGGUCAGUCCGACCAAAGCUUGUCGAACAAUGAAACGAAGUCCCAAAGCCCCUCGCUUAGCAAUGGUACUGAUUGGCUUCGGGAAAUACUUAAGGUGAUCUUGGAGCAAAGCAAUGCAACUCAAAGAAACCCUGACGAAAUACUCGAGGAUAUUAGAAAAGCUUUGGCCUGCAUGAACUAUCCAAACACUGGUGAAAAUUUUUAUGAAAGGGAGGGUUUAGACCAUCCGAGUGCCUCGGGUCCCUCUUGUAUUAGUGGCUACUUCUCAUGGAAACCUUCAAAUGGUUCUUCACAGAUGGAUUUGUCUAAUCGGGAUGCUGAUGUUAACAUCUGCUCGGAAGAUAAGAGCAACCAGCAGUUUCAUCCUGAUUUGAGUAAAUCGAUUUGCAGGAUAAUCGAGCUUAUCGAAGGGAUCAAUAUAUCAUCGGCAGACAAUAAUAUCCCGGAGUCCUUAUUCAAGGGGAAGAACUCUUCAUCACACAAGCACUCAGAAACACCAUCUGGCUACACAGUUCAUGUUUACCAGUGGAAAGCUUCCGAACUUGAUGCUGUUUUACAACAAUUUGUGCGUGCUUGUCAUGAGCUGUUGAAUGGAAAGACAGGUCUCAACAAAUUUAUCCAAGAAUUAACUUCUGCGCUGGACUGGAUCAUUAAUCAUUACUUUUCCCUCCAACACUUUUCAAGCAUAAGAGAUGCGAUUAAGAAGCAUUUCGACCGGGAUGAAGUGCAAAGUGAAACUGAAGCAGAAGUUGGAAUAGUCAGUCAGUUUGCAGAGGCAGAUAAAUUACACUUCACAGUUCUGAAUGGCAACAAUGACUUCCUUCAAAAGGAGCACAACGUGAAAGAAGAAAAUCAAAAACUAAGAGACGAGUUGGAAGCUGAAAAGAAACACCUGGAAGAUAAGCUCCAAUCAACCACAAAUAGGAGUGACUCCCUGUCGAAUCAACUUGAGGAAUCUGAAAAAACCAUUGCAAACAUGCAGGCAGAAUUGGAUACUUUGAGAAGAACGCAUGAAAUGGAUGAAGGUCGAGUUCAAAAGCAGCAGUCGAUAAACAAAAACCUCAAUAAUCAACUUUCAUUGACCAAAAUUGAACAAAAUGAGGCUCGUGAGAAGUUUCAUUCUCAAGACCUGGAUUCUGAGAACAAAAAUUACUGUCAUGAAGAAUUGGAGGUCACAUGUAUUGACAGUGUGACAGAAAAGGAAAUCUCAAACUCUGAAAUCAAGAAGCUAGAGAAUCAGUUUCGAACUGACUGGGAGAUUGCAGCUGCUUCAGAAAAGUUGGCUGAGUGCCAAGAGACUAUUUUAAACUUGGGAAAGCAGUUGAAGGCAUUGGCAUCUCCAAAGGAAUCAGUCCUUUUCGACAAGGUUGUCCCCACUCCAACAGAGACCAUCACUCCAACUUCAACUGCAAUCCCAACUCCAUCAACGAAGACAUUGACGAGCCAAAGAUAUUCUCUACUAGAUCAAAUGAUAGCUGAAGAUAAUGCCGAACCAAAUGAUCUUGUGUCUCCUAAGACCAAAGAAAAAGUCGAUUCCGAUUCAUCAUUCCUUUCUAACAGGACGGUAGCAUAUCUAGACAGCAUCGUAGUUUCGAAUGGAGAUAAACAUCAGGAUGACAAUGCUGCAGUGAAAUCUUUAGCAAUUGUUCCUAGCAAAAAACAAGGUGUGAGUUUAUGGAAAAAGCUCUUGUGGAGAAAAACAAAAAGUAAGAGCAAGAAAACAUCUCUUCCAUUCGCGGCAUAGACUUAAAUAUAAAAGUGGCGAUAAGGAAGAUCUAAGGCUUUUGUCACGGUUUUUUAUUUUUGGUUUCUCUCUCGUGUUUUGUGCGAUAAUGAAUAAAGGUU
This is a messenger RNA of Hibiscus syriacus, 3765 nucleotides long. Its product is annotated as filament-like plant protein 7. The transcript is spliced from 6 exons. The record is from RefSeq and is a predicted model, not a curated record. Lineage: Eukaryota; Viridiplantae; Streptophyta; Magnoliopsida; Malvales; Malvaceae. The coding region runs from base 431 to 3664 and encodes 1077 amino acids.